Messenger RNA from Hordeum vulgare subsp. vulgare (domesticated barley), 1955 nucleotides. Its product is annotated as U-box domain-containing protein 70-like. The coding region runs from base 226 to 1680 and encodes 484 amino acids. The record is from RefSeq and is a predicted model, not a curated record. Gene Ontology annotation, molecular function: Hsp90 protein binding; ubiquitin-protein transferase activity. Lineage: Eukaryota; Viridiplantae; Streptophyta; Magnoliopsida; Poales; Poaceae. Gene Ontology annotation, biological process: protein ubiquitination. The transcript is spliced from 8 exons.
GUAAGCGGAGCAUUUGAGACUUGAGACGAGCGGUCUCCGCGAGGUGGGCCCCAACGGCCAGUCAGAGACUCUUCUCGCCCGGUCCCCGGUCAAGUCUCACCCCCCUUCCGCUCCCACUUCCGUAACCGCCGGGGGGCCAAGCCGCCGGCGACCGAACUGCAUUGCCGGUUUCCGUAGCGCCGGCCAGCCCCGCCCCGAGAGAGAAGCCGUUCGGGCGUGUCGGUGAUGGAGGCGGACGAAGAGCGGGCGGCGGAGGCGCAGCGGGAGAAGGAGGCCGGCAACGACGCCUACCGCAAGCAGUACCUCGAGACGGCCGUCGACCACUACACCCGCGGCGCCGCCCUCGACCCCCGCGACAUCUCCUUCCUCACCAACCGCGCCGCCGCCUACCUCCUCAUGUCCAAGUACAGGGAAUGCGUGAGGGACUGCGAUGAGGCGGUGGAGCGGGGCAGGGAGCUCCGCGCCGACAACAGGCUGCUCGCCCGUGCGCUGUCGCGGAAGGCGUCCGCGCUGCUCAAGCUCGCGGCCUGCGCCGCGGACUACGCGCCGGCGAUCCGGGCGCUGCAGCAGUCGCUCGCCGAGCACUACAGCGACGACACGCGCGACAAGCUGGACCAGGCGGAGAGCGCCAGGAAGGAGAUCGAGGAGCGGGAGCGGCUGGAUCAGGAAGCCGCCGACCACCACCGCCAGAGAGGCAAUGAAUUAUUCCAGAGGAAAAAUUAUCAGGAAGCAACAGCUCAUUAUACUGAAGCUAUUGAAAAGAAUCCAAAUGAUCCCAGAGUCUUUAGCAAUAGAGCUCAAUGUCACAUCUAUCUAGGAAAUCUGCCUAAAGGUCUGGAAGAUGCAGAAAAAUGUAUUGAGUUGGAUCCUACUUUCCUGAAGGGCUAUGUGCGUAAAGCGAAUGUACAAUUCCUGAUGGAGUAUUAUGAAAGUGCUCUGGCAACAUACAUAGAGGGUCUGAAGUGUGAUCCAAACAGUCUCGUUAUCAUUGAUGGCUUAAGGAGAUGUGCAGCAUACAUUAACAGGUCUAAUGGCGGUGAUGUUAGGCCUGAUGAUUUGGAAGAUAUCUUGGGAAAUGUUAGUUCAGACAAUGAUUUGCGUAAUAAACUCCAAAAACUCAUGGAGGAAGCUGCAGCACUCAAGAAGGAAGCCUCUGAUGAGCGUUUGAGGCGGAUUGAAUCUGAGCGAAUGGCCAGGACAUCAGAGGACUUAUAUUUAAACCAAGCCCAACAACGAAGAGAAACCGAGGAAUAUCUUUCCAAAAUGGAACAAGAGUUCCAACAACUUAAAAUACGACAAGAUGAGGUCAGUGAGGAAUUUCAGAAAGCCACCGAGCACAAUGAGAAUCUUCAACAUCAGCUCACAGAAACAAUAAGAGCACUCGAGGCCGUGAGGGGUGAUGCAACAUCGGCUUCGCCUUCGUCUUCGGGAUCAGUGCUGGAUGAAAACCGCAUACCGUCAUACUUCAUCUGUCCUAUAUCUCAGGAUGUCAUGAAUGAUCCUCACAUCGCAGCGGACGGCUUCACGUACGAAGGCGAUUUUAUCCGGAGCUGGUUCCGCACGGGCAGCGACACGUCCCCAAUGACCAACUUGCCGCUCGAACACGACGAGCUCAUCCCCAACAUCGCCCUUCGCUCCGCCAUCCAGGAGUGGCUCCAGCAGCAGAACGUGGCAGCGUGAUAACCCCCCCCCCCCCCCCCCUCUCAAUCUGUGCCAUCAGCCGCCACAUGUAUCACCCCGGUGUGGCGCCCACUCCCCACCGGAAUCUCGCACCUGUCUGGUACAGUAGAAGAGUCUGUGCUCCCAUCAUAGGGUGUUUAAUGGAUGCAGCAAGCAGGUAGCAUGACCAUUUGUGUAUACAGUAGAGAAUGCAACGGGUUGGUAAAAACGGUCUGUGCCCUCAGGCAAUGCUUCAUGGUUGUGGAAAAAAAUAACCUGUCUAUGCCAUGCCUGAA